This is a messenger RNA of Oncorhynchus tshawytscha (Chinook salmon), 3472 nucleotides long. Its product is annotated as potassium voltage-gated channel subfamily H member 8-like. Gene Ontology annotation, molecular function: voltage-gated potassium channel activity. Lineage: Eukaryota; Metazoa; Chordata; Actinopteri; Salmoniformes; Salmonidae. Gene Ontology annotation, cellular component: membrane. The record is from RefSeq and is a predicted model, not a curated record. The transcript has 17 exons. Gene Ontology annotation, biological process: potassium ion transmembrane transport; regulation of membrane potential. The coding region runs from base 116 to 3472 and encodes 1118 amino acids.
GACGACUCCUUGAUCUCUUGGCGGAUCAGUGUUAACGGACGCGCCUCAUACAUUCGGUCGGCUCACACCUUUACCUCCGUGACUUUGAUGGGGACUUGGGCAACAGGGAGAGAAAAUGCCUGUGAUGAAAGGAUUACUUGCGCCUCAGAACACGUUUCUAGACACCAUAGCCACACGGUUUGACGGCACACACAGCAACUUCAUCCUGGCUAAUGCCCAGGUGUCCAAGGCCCAAGGUUUCCCCAUCGUCUACUGUUCUGAUGGUUUCUGUGAGCUCACAGGCUUCUCCCGCGCUGAGGUCAUGCAGAAGAGCUGUGCCUGUAAGUUCCUGUAUGGCCCAGAGAGCAGCGAGACCAUCAUCCUCAGCAUCGACGACGCCCUGGAUGAACGGAAGGACUUCAAGGAAGAAAUCAUGUUCUACAAAAAGGCUGCGUCAUUGUUCUGGUGCCUGCUGGAAAUUGUCCCCAUUAAGAAUGAGAAGGGAGACGUGGUGCUCUUCCUGGCUUCAUUUAAAGACAUCACAGACAACAAGGCCAAGGCCAUCCCAGAGGGCAAGAGAGAAGAGCGCCGACAAGGGGGUCUGAAAACUGGCUCUUCAUUCAGUUCGACUCGUCUGCGGAGCAGUACUGUACUCUACCACAUCUCUGGUCACCUCCACAGCAAAGACAACAAGAAGAGGAAGAAGAGCAAGAUCAAACUCAACAAGAAUGUGUUUGGGGACCCCCCUGCUCUGCCAGAGUACAAGGUGGCGGACGCCAAGAAGUCCAAGUUCAUCUUGCUUCACUUCAGCACCUUCAAGGCGGGUUGGGAUUGGCUGAUCCUGCUGGCCACCUUCUACGUUGCCGUGACAGUGCCCUACAACGUCUGCUUCAUCGGAGAUGAUGACCUCACCAGGAGCACUACAGUCAGCGACAUCGCUGUGGAGAUACUCUUUAUUAUAGACAUUGUGUUCAGUUUCCGUACCACUUACGUGAGUAAGUCUGGUCAAGUGAUUUUCAGUGCGCGGUUGAUCUGCAUCCACUACAUGACCACGUGGUUCAUCAUUGACCUGGUCGCCGCGCUGCCCUUUGACCUCCUCUAUGCCUUCAAAGUCAGCGUGGUAUCAGUAGUCCACCUGUUGAAGACAGUGCGUCUGCUCCGGCUGCUGCGUCUGCUCCAGAAGAUGGACAGGUACUCCCAGCACAGCACUGUGGUGCUCACCCUGCUCAUGUCCAUGUUCGCCCUGCUGGCCCACUGGAUGGCCUGCAUCUGGUACGUCAUCGGCAAGAAGGAGAUGGAGGCCAACGCCUACUCCUGGGACAUCGGCUGGCUCCAUGAGUUAGGGAAGCGUCUAGAGUCUCCCUACGACCCCCUGGGGGAAGUGAACGGGACGGGGCUGAGCGGUCCCUCUCUGAGGAGUGUCUACAUCGCUUCUCUCUACUUCACCCUGUCCAGUCUGACCAGUGUGGGCUUCGGCAACGUGUCGGCCAACACCGACGCUGAGAAGAUCUUCUCCAUCUGCACCAUGCUCAUCGGAGCGUUGAUGCACGCCCUGGUGUUUGGUAACGUGACGGCCAUUAUCCAGCGGAUGUACUCUCGCUGGUCCCAGUACCACACCCGUACCAAGGACCUGAAGGACUUCAUCCGAGUCCACCACCUGCCCCAGGGCCUCAAACAACGCAUGCUUGAGUACUUCCAGACCACAUGGUCCGUCAACAACGGCAUUGACUCCAACGAGUUGCUGAAGGACUUCCCAGAUGAGCUGCGCUCUGACAUCACCAUGCACCUGAACAAGGAGAUAUUGGAGCUGUCUCUGUUUGCCUCGGCCAGCAGGGGGUGCCUGCGCUCCCUGUCCCUGCACAUCAAGACAACAUUCUGUGCCCCUGGGGAGUACCUGCUGCGCCAGGGGGACGCCCUGCAGGCCAUCUUCUUUGUCUGCUCUGGGUCCAUGGAGGUGCUGAAGGAUGGCAUGGUGUUGGCUAUACUGGGUAAGGGUGACCUGAUCGGGGCCAACAUGUCUAUAGAUGACCGGGUGAUAAAGACCAACGCAGAUGUGAAGGCCCUAACCUACUGUGACCUGCAGUGUAUCAACCUGAGUGGUCUGUAUGAGGUACUGGACCUCUACCCAGAGUACACCAGCCGCUUUGUCCAAGACAUCCAUCUGGACCUCACAUACAACCUGAGGGAGGGACACGAGUGCCAUGUCAUAUCCAGAUUGUCCACCAAACCAUUGGACACACAGACAGAGGGGAGAGGCAACGGACGAGUGAUCCAGUCCUAUCCAUCCAUCAUUGAGAACCAGGAGGAAGAGGAGGAGGAAGAUGAGUUGGCAUCUGUAUCUCCGGAAUUGGUGCGCAACAGCGUCCUGUACACUAGAGAGGUGUCUUCUGGGAAGUCUCCAUCGGGUAGAGUCGGGAUGGAGAGAGAGUUGCACAGUGGCAGAGAAGUAACACACCAGAGCACUAGGAAACUGAGGGAGAAGAUCCAGAUCCGCCAGACAGCUCUCACCACGCUAGACCCCUCCAACCUCAGCCCUAGGGUUGUGGACGGUACAGAGGAUACUGAAGGUACCUCUCCUAGUCGAGCCUGUCCAACGAGGAUAGUCACCCCCCCCAGCACUGAACAAACCCGGGUCCCACAACUGCACUGCUCCUCCAUCAUUGAGAGGGAUAAAUUCACAGAGCUGGAGAGAGUCAUGGUGGAGCUGAGAGAGCUAGUCCACACAAUCCAGACAGAACAAGCCCACGAAACAGACCAGCACAACAAACCUCCCUCCCCCCAUCCACCAAACUACCAGGAGGCACUGGAGGACUUGUCAGACAUGGAGAACAUGCUCCUGAAGCGAACAGGAAAAGACAAGGAUGUCGUCAAGGUGAGUUCUCUGGGGAAGGAGGUGGCAGAGCUGGGCCAAGUAAUGAGGAGUAUGGCUCACCUGAUGGAGUCCCUCAUCUCCGGACCCAAACCCCUCUAUCCUGCACACUUUGUUCCUGGACACCCCACGUACCUGUCCCACCCUGCGCCCACAUCCCACGCCACCCCCCCACAGUCCUACCCUCCCCCCUCUCAGACUGGACCUCUCUGGGAAGACACCCCCCUCACCACCCCCUCUCCUUGCACCUCUCCACUUGUUGGCCAUGUCCAGCGGCAUCCUGGGAUGUUCCACGUGGAUCCCGCCCUGACCGCUUUUCCACACAGACCACAGAACCUCCACCUGGUCUACCCUCUGUGCCCUGGCCCUGCCCCCUCCCCCCUUUCACGCCCCUACCCCCCCUCCUUCUCCCUCACGGACGCCUCAACAGAGCUACUGCUCCCCUCGCCCCUCACCUCUCCCGGGACGCCCCACUGUGGAGAGGGAGGGGGCGCUGGGUCCUUCAGGUUGCGGGCACGGAGUCUGGAGACCCCACAGCCACCGCGUGAUAGGAGAGGAGGGGCCCCUCAGAGCCCCGGGAGCCUGCCCCGCCCUGGAGGGAGCUACCAGCACAUGGAUUUGUAG